Molecule: messenger RNA, 634 nt
Organism: Pseudogymnoascus destructans
Lineage: Eukaryota; Fungi; Ascomycota; Leotiomycetes; Thelebolales; Thelebolaceae
Exons: 1
Coding region: 1-534 (177 amino acids)
Molecular function (GO): protein dimerization activity
Source: RefSeq, a predicted model, not a curated record
AUGCAGCAACUUGAUAUUAGUAUGCAAGACAUUGCAUUAACUACAGAAGAUUGGGCCAUUAUUAAGGAUCUUGAACAACUUAUCGUAUUUAAGAAGAUUUAUCCAGACAGUAUAGAUGAUAUACGAAGAUCACGGGCAAGAGCUCAGUUUGAAGACGUCUGCAGAAAAUACAAGACACGACAAUAUCAUCUUGAUACAGAGCGCAUUGAACAUGAAACAGCACUUUCAUUUGCAUUAGGAAAUGCAAAUAACAGAGAACAAGAGCCAGAUUCUGAUGAAGACUUAUUUGCAUCAGAAGGCAUAUCAUUUGAAGAGCCAGAAUGGAAACGGUGGAUGCUUGAACCACGGCCAGGUGAGCAUACAGACAUCUUUAAAUAUUGGUCUUCAAAGCAAUAUCAGUAUCCAAUAGUUGCUCAAGUUGCUCGAGACCAUCUAGCAAUUUCAGCAACAUCUGCCCCAUCAGAGCGGGUGUUUAGCAAUGGCAGUGAUAUUUAUCACAAAGAAACGAAACAAGUUAUCACAAUUAACAAUUAGAUAUCUACUCUGCUUACGGAAUUGGGGUCAGUUGCCAGAUAUAGGUCGCGAGUUGUCACUUCUAUAGCCACAUUUCAUUGUCUACAGUAAUUAUCAAAGC